This is a messenger RNA of Hordeum vulgare subsp. vulgare (domesticated barley), 1552 nucleotides long. Its product is annotated as protein LPA3. The transcript is spliced from 12 exons. The coding region runs from base 137 to 1258 and encodes 373 amino acids. The record is from RefSeq and is a predicted model, not a curated record. NCBI's taxonomy places the organism in Eukaryota, Viridiplantae, Streptophyta, Magnoliopsida, Poales, Poaceae.
GAUAGACGUGGGGAGUGUGUGUGGUGUGGACUCGCUUCUCCUUCCCUCCUCGCGGCGGGACGUCAGCCACCACCAGAGGCAGCAGCAGAGCACCGCCUCUCCUCUUCCUCCUCCCCAUCCUCCUCCGCGCGCGGCCAUGGCGCCUCUAUCCACCGCCGUCCGCCUCCUGCGCUGCCCCGCGGCACCGCGCGCGGUUCCUUCACCGCCCGCCAGCCUAUCCGGGGCGGCAGCGCGCUCGCGGUGCCGCCGCCGGCUCCGGUCGCUGCGCCUGCGCGCGGAGGCGGCCAAGGAGGCGGGGGUGGGGGAGCUGAGGGCCGGGGUGUCCGUCUACAAGCCGCGCUCCUACGAGGUGCUCGUCUCCGACGCCGCCCGCUCCCUCGCCGCCGCCAUCGACGACGGCAGGACCCGCCUCGAGAUCGAGUUCCCGCCUCUGCCCAGCAGCAUCUCCUCUUACAAGGGCUCUUCGGACGAGUUCAUCGAUGCCAACGUCCAGCUCGCUCUCGCUGUUGUAAGGGACCUCAAGAAGCUCAAGGGGACUCGGUCCUGCAUAGUGUUUCCUGAUCAACCAGAGAAGCGAAGGGCCGCGCAGAUAUUCAAAACGGCUAUAGAUCAGAUCGAGGGUAUAUCAAUCGGUUCAUUGGAUGAUCUGCCCACCGGGCCUGUCGAUACCUUCUUCAAAUCGAUAAGAAUUACCCUUGAUUUCGAUUUUUCUGAUGACAACGAAGAUCGAUGGAAGUCUGACGAACCACCACAACUAUAUAUCUUUAUCAACAGCAGCACACGUGACCUUGCAUCUAUAGAGAAGUAUGUGGACCAAUUUGCUGCCUCUGUACCUGCUGUUCUCUUUAACCUUGAACUAGAUACCUUGCGUUCUGACUUGGGGCUUCUGGGAUUCCCCCCAAAAGAUUUGCAUUACCGGUUUCUUUCUCAGUUCACCCCAGUAUUUUAUAUCAGACAGCGUGACUACUCCAAGACAAUUGCAGUUACUCCAUACAUAGUGAACUACAGUGGCGCUGUCUUCCGUCAAUACCCAGGGCCCUGGCAAGUCAUGCUUAAGCAGGCUGAUGGUUCCUAUGCAUGUGUUGCGGAGAGUGCAUCUCGGUUCACCUUGGGGCAGGCCAAGGAUGAACUAUUGAGAGUUCUCGGUUUGCAAGAAGAGGUCGGAAGCCAGCUUGAAUUCCUCAGAAGAGGAUACAAGAAUGCUACUUGGUGGGAAGAAAAUUUUGAUCAGGAGAAAUCACCCGCAUGGCGAACUUGAGAGGCAGCUGCUGGUUCAGCGCCGAAUUGCCGACCCGACUUACAAAUGGAGAUAUAUAGGCCAAAAAAAAAUGUUCAUAAAGGUCCCCUGGAAACAGAGUGUUCACGAACCCUGAGCUGAUGGCGCAAAAGAAGCCCACACACCAAUAUUGUAGUCAUGCAGUGGAGACACUGAUAUGAAUUAUGGGAGGAAAUUGUCCUUGCCUUUUUUUUUGCUGAUUAGUUAUGUGCUGAGUAUGUACAAGUGAAAUGCAUGUGACUCUAAUAUCCCAGCAAACUGAUUUUGAGUAUUUCA